Fusarium odoratissimum NRRL 54006 is the source of this 861-nucleotide messenger RNA. RefSeq lists its product as uncharacterized. The transcript has 2 exons. Lineage: Eukaryota; Fungi; Ascomycota; Sordariomycetes; Hypocreales; Nectriaceae. Gene Ontology annotation, cellular component: cytoplasm. Gene Ontology annotation, molecular function: oxidoreductase activity, acting on the CH-OH group of donors, NAD or NADP as acceptor. The record is from RefSeq and is a predicted model, not a curated record. Bases 1 to 861 code for a protein of 286 amino acids.
AUGUCUGCCGGAAAAGUCGCAAUCAUUACAGGAGGUGCUUCGGGCAUGGGCCUGGCCACGGCCAUAUCCCUAGCUGCCGCUGGUUGGAAAGUUCAUAUCCUCGACCUCAACAGGUCUGCUGGUGCAGAAGCUACCCGCCAAAACCCGGACCUGAUCUUCACUCAGACUGAUGUGAACUCAUAUAAAUGUUUGUCUUCUGCCUUCGACAGAAUUUUUAUAUCUGAAGGGAGACUCGAUUUUGUCUUUGCUAAUGCCGGCAUUCUCGGGCUCGACAACUUUUAUGACAAGGCGGACUCGCUUCCACCACCGGAGCCACGACAGUUGAGUAUUGAUAUCAAUUUGAAGGCUGUUGUGACUACCUCAUAUCUUGCGAGGCAAUAUUUCCUAGCCUCGGACAAUCCUUGCCAGGAUCCCGUUAUAGUGAUAACCGCCAGUAUUGCGAGCUUUUACGCACAAGAGUUCAAUCCCCUAUACACUGCCUCAAAGGCUGGUGUGCUUGGGUUCAUGCGAUCCGUGGCCUACCCAUUCUUUAAUGACGGGAUUCGAAUACACGCCAUCUGCCCGGGCACUAUUCGCACGAACCUGCUCACAAAUGAGAUGAUGAAGUCUUUUCCGGAUGAACAUCUGACCUCAGUGGAAGCUGUGGUAUCAACUGUUGAAUGUCUGAUCAAAGGCGGGAGCUUUACAGACUCGACGGGGAAACAUGUAUCCGGAGCUGACAACUAUGGAUUGGCUGUUGAGAUUUUUGGCCCGAGUAUCUUUUUCAGGGACCAGAUAGAGUAUAGUAGCAACGGGUUAAGGGAGCUAUGUGAAGCUGCAAGCUUGAAAAAUCAAAAGGCUAAUUUAGCUAGUAAGGUUUAA